Messenger RNA from Amoebophrya sp. A25, 194 nucleotides. The record is from the annotation of a GenBank genome assembly. NCBI's taxonomy places the organism in Eukaryota, Dinophyceae, Syndiniales, Amoebophryaceae.
GUCGAGCGGGCGGCGUUUCUUUCAAGUACACAGGCCCGGACAAAUGUACGUGAGAGCAGAGCCCUGGUUACAGAGCGCUCGAGUGGGCCAUUUGCUACCUCUGCAGGUUGUGGAAAUGGUAGAUGGACCUCAUAGAAUGGUAAUUUCCCACGAAGAUAAGCAAGGGGCGAUCGCGUGCAUUAAGAUUCGCAGCG